CGCGAGGGCGGGGCCACGUAACGCAGCGCCGCCCCCGCCUCGGAGGACCCCGCCGGUUCCUUCGGUAGCGACGGGCGGGGGGGGUGAGGGGGGGGCCCGGGCCGGAGCAUGUCCAGGCCACCGCUGCUGCCCGCAGAGGGACGGAUGGCGGCCACCCCGGCCCGCUGUGGACUGCUGGUGGCCACCGUGCCCAUGACCAGCUGAGGACAGGGCCUCUUCCCGGCCGUCAUCAUCCUCCCUGGCCUCUCUCCCCGAUUGGGAUCCCCCUUCUCCGCCACCAUGAACGGGCUGUCCAUCAGCCAGCUCUGCUGCCUCUUCUGCUGCCCGCCCUGCCCCAGCCGCAUCGCUGCCAAACUGGCCUUCCUGCCCCCGGAGCCCACCUACGCCGUGGUGCCCGAGCCGGAGCCCGUCGGCAGCACCAGCACCGGUUCCCUGCGCGGCGGCGGCGCCGCGGGGCGAUGGAAGCUGCACUUGAAGGACCGGGCGGAUUUCCAGUAUUCCCAGCGGGAGCUGGACAACAUCGAGGUCUUCGUCACCAAAAGCAGCCGAGGGAACCGCGUCGGCUGCAUGUACGUCCGCUGCGCGCCGGGCGCCAGGUACACAGUGCUUUUCUCGCAUGGCAACGCCGUGGACCUGGGGCAGAUGAGCAGCUUCUACAUCGGGCUGGGCACCCGCAUCAACUGCAACAUCUUCUCCUACGACUACUCGGGCUACGGCGUGAGCACGGGCAAGCCCUCGGAGAGGAACCUCUACUCGGACAUCGACGCGGCGUGGCAGGCGCUGCGGACACGGUAUGGAAUCAGCCCAGAGAACAUCAUUUUAUACGGCCAAAGCAUCGGCACGGUGCCCACCGUGGACCUGGCCUCCCGCUACGAGUGCGCUGCCAUCGUGCUCCACUCCCCGCUCACCUCUGGCAUGAGAGUUGCCUUCCCUGAGACCAAGAAGACCUACUGGUUCGAUGCCUUCCCCAACAUUGAGAAGAUCUCCAAAAUCACCUCUCCCGUCCUCAUCAUCCACGGCACGGAGGACGAAGUCAUCGACUUCUCGCACGGGCUGGCGCUCUUCGAACGCUGCCCCAAGGCGGUGGAGCCGCUCUGGGUGGACGGGGCCGGGCACAAUGACAUUGAACUCUACAGCCAGUACCUCGAGCGCCUUCGGAAAUUCAUCUCCCAGGAGCUGGCCAGCCAACGCAACUAGCCGUGGGGUCUGGGGGUGGGGGCAGGCAAGGGCCUUCCUGCCUCUCCCUCCAGUCCCUCCCAGCGUCCUUCCCCAGUCCCCUGCUGGCGGAGGUGCGAUGAGUUUGUACAGCCUCGGCUCCAGCCUCGGGAGAGGGCAGGAAGCCCUGGAGCUGGACGGUGUGUUCUCCUCUCGGACACGAUCACAACUCUCCUCCCUCCCGGUGCCAGCCCCGGCGCUGCUGGCCCCACGGCUGGGCUGGCGAGAGAUGGCAGCUCCCUCCUUCCCCCAAAAAGACCACCCUCUCGAUGGCCAAUCCUCGGCUUCGGACACGUCCUCGUCCCCUCUCCUAAAACAGUGAAUCUCUGAAUUCCUCCUGGCCUCUCUGCUGCUCUGAGUCUAGCAAUAAGAUGAGUUGGAGAGGGGCUGUGGGUCCAGCCCCCUCCCCGCCGUCGCUGUGGGGCAGAGGAGGUGGCAGUUCCUGCCCUCUGUGGAGCUUUCCUGGGGUGCCUGGUGUUCGCCCCGUGGCUGGGGCAGAGCCGUGGCCCCAAGGGGAGUUUGGGGACGGGUGGAGGGGGUGCCCCCCUGCCCCACACCCCCUCGGGUCUGGCCCUGCUCUGCCUCCUCAGAGCGCUCCCCGGGUUCUCCACCCCUAGAAACCCUUUUUCGUGCCGCUCACUCGCGGUGCGUUUGGGAAACGGGACGAGGAAACCAGGCACCGAAUAAAGAGCAGAAAUUUAACGUUUUA
Molecule: messenger RNA, 1924 nt
Organism: Calidris pugnax (ruff)
Lineage: Eukaryota; Metazoa; Chordata; Aves; Charadriiformes; Scolopacidae
Gene: ABHD17A
Product: abhydrolase domain containing 17A
Exons: 5
Coding region: 280-1197 (305 amino acids)
Biological process (GO): protein depalmitoylation
Cellular component (GO): endosome membrane; plasma membrane
Molecular function (GO): palmitoyl-(protein) hydrolase activity
Source: RefSeq, a predicted model, not a curated record